Cottoperca gobio is the source of this 1276-nucleotide messenger RNA. RefSeq names its product 4-hydroxyphenylpyruvate dioxygenase a (gene hpda). Gene Ontology annotation, cellular component: Golgi membrane; endoplasmic reticulum membrane. Gene Ontology annotation, biological process: L-tyrosine catabolic process. Gene Ontology annotation, molecular function: 4-hydroxyphenylpyruvate dioxygenase activity. The transcript is spliced from 11 exons. The record is from RefSeq and is a predicted model, not a curated record. The coding region runs from base 21 to 1091 and encodes 356 amino acids. Lineage: Eukaryota; Metazoa; Chordata; Actinopteri; Perciformes; Bovichtidae.
CCUCGUACUACUGUGAUAAGAUGGGCUUUGAGGCUUUGGCCUAUAAGGGUUUGGAGACUGGCAGUCGAGAGGUGGUGUCUCAUGUCAUCAGACAAGAUAAGAUAGUAUUUGCUUUUGAAUCCCAGCUCAAUCCUGGAAAUAAAGAGAUGGGAGAACACUUGGUUAGGCAUGGAGAUGGAGUCAAAGACAUCGCUUUCCAAGUGGAGGACUGUGACUUCUUAAUCAAGACAGCUAAAGAGCGAGGAGCUGUGAUCAUCAAGGAACCCUGGGUGGAGCAGGACGGCCAGGGGAGGGUCAAAUAUGCUGUGCUUCAAACAUAUGGAGAUACAACACACACUCUUAUUGAGUACCUCAGUCCCUACAAGGGCCUUUUCCUGCCAGGCUACAAAGAGCCUCUGUUUAGGGAUCCUCUGUUAGCCACACUUCCACCUGGAGGUUUGCACUUCAUCGAUCACAUGGUGGGAAAUCAGCCAGAUGACCAAAUGGUGCCAAUUACAGACUGGUAUCAGAAGUGUCUGAUGUUCCAUCGGUUCUGGUCAAUAGACGACAAGCAGAUCCACACACAGUACAGUUCACUGAGGUCCAUAGUAGUGACCAACUAUGAGGAGACCAUCAAGAUGCCCAUCAAUGAGCCUGCAAGGGGGAACAAAAUUUCACAAAUCCAGGAAUAUGUGGACUACAACGGGGGACCAGGUGUUCAGCACAUCGCUCUCAACACGUCAAACAUUAUCCAAGCCGUAGUGAACCUGCGCGCCCGAGGGAUGGAGUUCCUCUCAGCGCCUGACAUGUACUACGACAACCUGCGGGCGAAUCUCAAAACCGCCAAGAUCAAGGUGAAGGAGGACCUCGACCGUUUACAGGAAUUGAAAAUCUUAGUUGAUUUUGAUGACAAGGGCUACCUACUUCAAAUCUUCACCAAACCUGUGCAGGACAGACCAACUCUUUUCCUGGAGGUCAUUCAGCGGAACAACCACUCUGGCUUUGGGGCAGGAAACUUCAAGUCUCUCUUUGAGGCCAUUGAGAAGGACCAAGACGCCAGGGGCAACCUCACUGCGCUGACACCCGACGGGCAGGCCAAAGCCUUCUACUGAUCUUCCGACUGCUGCCAAACACUUUGAAUGUUAUAUAUGGCUGCACAUUUCAGAGGCAAUCAACAGUACAGUAUAUGAAACACAUGUACAGUGUGUUGAAUAUCUUCACGUGACAAGCUGCAAGUGCCAUCAGAUAUGCUUUAAGUUGUCCAUGCUGUAUGACCAAAUAAAGAAACUUAUCCUCA